CCUCCUCGAUCGACGAUGGCUUUGGUUUGACUAGUCUUGGUAUACACAAUUGUAAUUUUUCGAUAUCACUUUCGCCCUUUGGUAAUGAGUCCCCGAAGCAUCGAGAGGGCCCCUUCCUGUCAUUGUACCUACACUUUGGUCGAUCUCGGCGACGUGUGUUACGUUCGCUGCGAGCGCUUGCCCUUCCCUGUGGCUGCCCGCCCCCUUGGCCUUUCGCUUCCCUCGCUCGAUCGAUUUGGUCAACAUUACUGCCCUUUACCUUUCUUCAACACGACCUCCCUCUGCUCGUCAUUCUUAUUCCUUGUGCACAAAACGUACAGAGGUUCCAUACAAUCCAGUUUACGCCGCCACCACCCUGGAACCCACCCUUCCGGAUCAGAACGUAAAGCUCUAGGGAUCGACUUUUUUUUUUUUUUCUUAAAUGAACCCGGGCCUCUUUGUCAACAGACAACCAAUCCUCUCUUCUCUCAUCUAGCCACCACCGCCACCAGCAACUAUCCACCUUUCGUCCACCCUUCUAUACCACGACCCCACUGUUCGUCGCAAUCGGCCCCUCCCGUCGCUGUCACGACGCAGACACUCUCUUAAGAGAGCCGGGCCUUCAAGUCACCGUGACGACAAGUCAGCAGUACUACUCUACUAUCGACUUCGCCGCACAGCUUAUCCAUUCGACAAGGCUACCAUUGUCUACCCAAUUCCCA
This is a messenger RNA of Acaromyces ingoldii, 701 nucleotides long. RefSeq lists its product as hypothetical. Lineage: Eukaryota; Fungi; Basidiomycota; Exobasidiomycetes; Exobasidiales; Cryptobasidiaceae. The transcript has a single exon. Bases 85 to 588 code for a protein of 167 amino acids. The record is from RefSeq and is a predicted model, not a curated record.